Molecule: messenger RNA, 2535 nt
Organism: Pocillopora meandrina
Lineage: Eukaryota; Metazoa; Cnidaria; Anthozoa; Scleractinia; Pocilloporidae
Source: the annotation of a GenBank genome assembly
UUACAGGCAGCAAUCUGUGUCAUAUUCCUGGUGUUAUUUGUUCAAGGAAAGAAUGAAAACGAAGUCAGUGAGUCAGAUGUGGAAUUGCAAGGUGUGUAGUAAUUACAUUGUAGGUGUGUAGUAAUUACAUUAAUAAAAAUGUCUGUGGUAAUCACAUAUAAACUUUAACGGCCGAACUGGAGACUUUUUAUUUUGUUCAAAAUAAAAAAAAGAUAAAAACCAAAGCAAAACAAUGAACUAGAAAACAAAAUUAAAACAAACAAACGAAUAAGGGCCCUUUUAGACUCUGCUGCUUUAAAAUGAAAUAAGGCCCAGCGUGGUAAUUUUGUGUAGAGUUGCUUCUCACCGACAAACAUUGUUCGAGUUAUCGAGGGUAAAAUUAUGCGGAAAAUAACCUGACAGGAAGCACAAAUUCAAAGAUUUGAGUCGCGUUGAGGGGUUGAAUUGUCGGUCGACAGUACAGUUCAAAAGGUAAUAGCCCACAACUGCACGCAGUUGAAAGUUGAAAAAAACAACGCGACAAUAAGACUUGCCUUCAAUCAAUAUCUCUACAUAUCGACUCCAUACCGUAGAAAUGUCUUUGAAAACAAUGCACGCUGGGAAAACUGGGAGUACAUCAAGUCCGUCAAGGCUUACUGGUAAACUUCUCGGGAAAAAUAAGUUAACAAACGCGUAAUAUAGUUUUUUUUUUUUCUCUGAUGCUUCAGCUUAAUUUUGUUCUAGCGAUCCUGUUCUCUUUCUAAGUUGCUAAGGACCUCUUCUCCUAAAGUUAAGUUUGGACCGCUUUCGUAAAAAACGCUCUAAAAUUACGAGAUAUGUCGUUUUCAUUUACUUCUGAAACCUUAACCUCUGAGUUUCGACUUCAUUUGUUGACCAAAUAUAUUUAAGCAGCUCAGCAAAAAUGAGUUGAGAAGUAAAAAGAGUUCAAAUUAUAAUUCGAAAAAAAGUGGUCUAAUCGUUGUACUUUAAGAUGUUCACAGGAUUGAUAUCGCCAGGAUAUAAAAAUAAUUAGAACCUGUUCUGUCCUGCUUGCUAUACCUGUACAAUUGUUUUUUCAUAUCAUGGAUGUGAUAAAAAGGAACCCUUCAUUUAAACAGAUUCAAAGCAAGUUGAAAGCGAACCUUAGGCCCUUUUAUCCCUGACUGAACCUAUGUAUUUAUAGAAUUGCUUGUAUUUUCCAGGCCAUAAUCUCCGAGAAAAGAGGAGCUAUUGGUUGUACUCCAGAAGCUGUCUACUCACUUACUGUAAGGAAUCGCUCUGACAAAGGGCUAACGCUCGAAACGUCAGCUUUUUUACUCUUUAUGGUGGCCAAUUUACGUUUUCAACUCAGUUGUUAACACUAAAUUACUCACUUACUGUAAGCAGCUUAUUCUGUUUUUAUCAGAAAGAUUUUGCCAAAAAUUACGAUCAAACUUAGUAGCACUCUGUGCACUGUGAUUGGUAGUUGUCGUUGAUCAAUCAGAGAACAGACGCACGGCGAAGUCAUGGAGAAAUCGUAUUCUUUGCUUUGUUCAGCGUGACGCGCAGUCCUGAAAAUAUUUAGAAGAUUUAUCCGAAUAUAGGAGGUGAAAGAUCUGUUAACGAGGAAUAGAAGGAGGACCGGUUCCUUGCGAAGAGAAAAAAUACGUCAAUAGGGACAUAAAAUUCAGAGAGUCAAGCGAACGAGGGAAUUUUUAUUUGCCUUUCUGGUAUUAAAUGAAAUAUGUAUUUCCCGUGUGUCUUAAAUCAAAUCACAGUCGCAAAACGUGGUAAUAACAUCAGGGGCACACAAGUUGCUCGGUGUACCACCUUCUUUUCUCUUACCAUGUUUUGAUGAAAAAAAAAAAAAAAAAAAAAAAAAAAGCGCCAAAGUUGCAUCAAACGGCUCAACAUCCGACCAAGGGAGGCUUAAGACAUAGGUUACUCAUUGAACGUUAUCUAAAGCAAUUGUCUGUGUUAUUUUUUUCAUCAGUGAAGAAGAAGAAGUGGCUACUCAAACGUGUACUGAAAGAAGUUGAUUGUUUGAAUAAUAAAAAAUGCCGAUUUUAUCAAAAGAAGCUUUUUGGUAAGUAUUAUGUUUAGUUACUAACCCUUAUCAAUUCCAGACCUACAACAAAAUUCUGUCAAAGUAAAUAGAUAGAGACAGCACUUUUCCAUAAAAAAUCUCCUCCCCCCCUCAGGGUGAUAAAAAAUGACUGGUUUCUAAUGAUUCUCUCGUUAACUACACUGAGACAUUUCUACACCAAUUACUCUGCCCUUGUUAGGGGAGCGUUUAAUAAUGAUUUUUUUUGUUUACCCUCUCAAUAAUACAAGUAUAACGGUUAGUACUUUGUUCAAAACAAGGACGCACUGUUAACAGAGUUGUACCUUGUCAUAUCUAUAACAGGAGAGAUUUUCAAGCCACCCACUCCUGCUCCACCUAUGAGUCCCACCCCGUCGCCUUCCUCCAGUCCUGUGAUGUCCGUAACCCCUUCAAGUUCACAAGUUGUAUCUUCGAUGCCGGUCGUAUCGCCCACACCAUCCUCCAGCAGUGUAAUGGUUUCACAGACUGUUUAG